AUGUCUCGUGUGAUUGUCAAAAACUUACCAAAACAAGUUAAAGAAGAACAGAUUCGAAAACAUUUCCAACCAUUCGGAUCCAUAACUGAUCUACAAUUAAAAUAUACCAAAGAUGGUAUAUUCCGUCGUUUUGCAUUUGUUGGAUUUAUAAACGAUGAAGAAGCUCAACGUGCAAUUGAUAAAUUAAAUAAAUCUUAUAUUGGUACAUCAAAAAUAAUUGUUGAACAAUGUUUUGCUUUGAAUGAUAGUAAUCGUCCGAGACCGUGGAGUAAAUAUUCUGAACAGAUUCCUGAACCAAUAAAAAUUCCCGAGGCAACAAAUAAACCGAAAACGAAAUCAAAAGGAAGUAGUCAAUUGGUGGAUGCAAUACUUGGUGAUCUUAAAUAUGAUGAAAAAUUUAAAGAAUUCGUUAAAAAUGUUGAUUCAAUGAAGAAAAGUGAACAAAUCAUAUGGAAUGAUUCAAUGAAAAAUACUGAAGACGAAAAAAAGACACCAUCGAAGCCUGCUGAAAAUAAACCAAUAUCUUCUGUUCCUUCUCUUCCUAUUCCUGUUAAAGAAGACAAACCUAAAAAGCCUCGUUAUCUAAUAAAAAUUUGUGGCAUACCAUAUUCAUCCAAAGAAAACGAUAUUCGUCAAUUUUUCUCUCCAAUAUCUAUUGUUCGUUGUCGUUUAAUUCACAAUCGUAAAACGAAUUCCUUAACAGGAGUUUGCUGGAUUGAACUCGAAAAUGAAGAUGAUAUGAAUAAAGCAAUGUUUAAACAAAAAACUGUAUUAUCAAUUAAGAAAACCGGUGAAAAUCGUUAUUUAGAAUUAACAUCAUUUAUUAAAAAUAAAGAAUUAUUAAAUAAAUCAAAAGAUAAUAAUAAAAAGCCAAUGAAAGCCUAUGAACCCAUUAAUGAAGCAAUUGGUGAAACAGGCGAAUUAUUCGUACGAAAUCUUUCAUAUAGAACAACUGAACAAGAUUUAGACCAACUUUUUAGUCCAUUUGGACGAAUAACAAAUAUUAAUAUGCCCAUUGAUAGUUUAACAAAACAACCGAAAGGUUUUGCACAUGUUACAUUUAUGUUUCCUGAACAUGCCUUAGGAGCUUUUAAUCAACUCGAUGGGCAUGCUUUUCAAGGUCGCUUAUUGCAUAUUUUACCAGGAAAAACACAGCAACAAAAAGAACAAGACUCGUUGGAAUCAACUAAAAGUCAGACACCUACCGCAAUAGCAACAUCAUCCGAACAAAAUUGGAAUGCAUUAUUUCUUUCUUCCAAUGCUAUUGCUGAAAUUAUGGCCGAACGAUAUAGCCUUGAUAAAUCAGCCAUUGCUGAUUCAACAAAGAAAAAUGAUAGUUUAGCUGUACGAUUAGCUGUUGGAGAAACACAAAUCAUUCAUGAGACUCGACAAUUUUUAAUCGACAAUGGUGUACAAUUAGAUUCGUUUAGUCAAGCAAUCUCAGCAACAAAACGAAGUAAAAAUGUUAUAUUAGCAAAAAAUUUACCCAUUAAAACGCAUGCACAAGAUUUACGAAUUUUAUUUGAAAAAUAUGGAAAAUUAGAAAAAAUUAUUUUACCACCCUAUGGACAUUGUGCAUUAAUUGUAUUUGAACAUCCGCAAGAAGCACGACAAGCAUUUAAACAAUUAUCCUAUCGGAAGUUUAAAGAUAAUAGGCCAUUAUAUUUGGAAUGGGCACCUGGAAAUGUACUUUCGGUACACAUAAAACCAGAAGAAAAACAACACACUGAAUCUCUUGUUGAAGAAGAACAAGAACAAGAACCAGUAAUUCAAGAAGAAGAAGUAUUUACAUUAUUUGUAAAAAAUCUUAAUUUUGAUACAACUGAUGAAGAUUUAGAAAAACAUUUUUCUUCGAUUGGCUCAUGUCGAGCUUAUGUAGCGAAAAAAAAAGAUCUAAAACGUCCAGGUCAAUUAUUAUCAAUGGGUUAUGGUUUUGUUGAGUAUUCAUCGGUUAAAUUACUUGAAGAAGCACUUAAACAAUUACAGAAUUCUGAACUUCAAGGUCAUACACUUGAACUUAAACGAUCUGAACGUACAAUGAAAUCAAAUCCACACGCAAAAUCAAAUAAACGUAAACGUCAAAUAGAAAAAGAACAACAAACAAGUAAAAUUUUAGUGAAAAAUAUUCCAUUUCAAGCUAAUAUCAAAGAAAUUCGUGAAUUAUUUCGUGUAUUUGGUGAACUUAAAUUUGUUCGUCUUCCGAAAAAAGUUGACGAUGAACGUCAUCGUGGUUUCGGAUUUGUGGAUUUCAUAAGUAAAAAUGAUGCAAAAAAUGCGUUUGAUGCUUUAUGCCAUAGUACACAUUUGUAUGGACGUCGUCUUGUCCUUGAAUGGGCAGACGAAGAAAAUGAUACAGUCGAAGGAUUACGUAGAAAAACUGCAGCAGAAUUUGAUCUCAGCUCAUCUGGAAAACGUUCAAAACGAUCAGAAUUACUCGGCGAAUUACGUAAAAUGGGUGGAAAUGAGCAAACAUCCGAAAGAAAAUCUAAUAAUACUAUGGCCGAUGGUGAUGACGAUGAUAAUGAUGAAUAA
This is a messenger RNA of Rotaria socialis, 2532 nucleotides long. NCBI's taxonomy places the organism in Eukaryota, Metazoa, Rotifera, Eurotatoria, Philodinida, Philodinidae. The record is from the annotation of a GenBank genome assembly.